Messenger RNA from Racocetra persica, 1752 nucleotides. Lineage: Eukaryota; Fungi; Glomeromycota; Glomeromycetes; Diversisporales; Gigasporaceae. The record is from the annotation of a GenBank genome assembly.
ACUCUUGAAGCUCAAUGGGAUGAUAAACAAAAAACUCUUGAUUCCUUAUCUUCACAAUUAGAUUUUCUCAAGAAAAGAGAAGUUGAACUUAACGAGAAAAACUCUCUAAUUGAAUCCCUAAAUAUACGCCUGGACACUUCUCAAAAAGUCAUUGCUGAGUUAAGGGAAAAACACGCACCACAUGAUCUAUUAAGGCAACUUCGCCAAAAGGAUUAUAUAAUUGAUAACCUUACUCAACGAGUUGAAAACAUUGAUGCCGAUAUGAAAGAUAAGGAGGACCAAAUUGAAGCUCUUGCUACAUGCCUUGCUGAAGAAAAGAAGCAAACAGAACAAUUCGAAGAAGAACUUGCUCAAAUUGAUCCUUUAAAACAGCGUGUUGAAGAGAUGGAAGAUAUUAAUAAUGAUCUUCGACAACAAAUUACUCAAAAGGAAAAGAUUCUUCUUGAUCUCGAGUGUAAAUAUAAGGAAGCAUUAAAAAAUUCUUGUGAUAACUCUGAUAAACUUAAAGUUCAAGAGCAAAAUAUAAAUGCCCUUCGUCAAGAAGUCGUUCAGCUUAAGCAAGCUAUGACCGUUAAAGUCUCUGAAGUACGUGAUAAAGAUCGGCAUAUUGUAUCUCUUGAGAAUGAAACCGCCCAUAUGCGAUCAAAUUAUCAAAGACUUAUAAAUGCGCUCACCGAGAAAGAUCAACGAAUUUCAUAUUUCGAGAAUCUUCAGAAUGCAGCCAAGUCUGAAUCACAAGAAAAGGAAUCGAAGAUUAAUAAAAAUGAAGUUCGGUUAAAUGCUUUACAAAAAGUUUUGAACAAUAAGAUCGAGUCCUGCAGAGAUUAUGAAAAAAAGAUUGAGGUUCUACAGAAGGAUCUUGAUAGUUUAAGAAAGCAAAUUGAUGAAUCAACCGCAUCUAGUUCUGAAAAGGAGAUUAAAAUUACUAAACUCGUCAAAAUGAACCGACAACUUAAAGAUGAAGUAGCCGAUCUUAAAGAAAAAAUGGAAGCAAAGGAACAGGAACUAAUUACGAUUAAGUCUCGUAUUCCUCAGCCUGUUACUACUGCAAAAUCUACGGCCUCUGUCAGAUCAUCAUCCUCUUCAAAAGCUCCUAAAACUAGGGUGUCUUCCAUGUACAGCGCAAGUGGGGGUGAAAGCAGCAGUGAUGAAACGGCGAAUGGAUCCCGUAUACGAAAACAUUCCAGUCUUAGUGGCAUUGACAGUCCAGCAUUAAAGAAAAAGACUACACUUGACCCAUCAAGACGACUUUCGGAUAUUUCUCGUACUACUAUGACCAGAACAAGAUCUUCUCCUACAACUUCAACUGUCAACAGUGUUCGAAGGAACAAUCUCACAACACUUCCAAAAUCUAGAACGCCUACUCCCAACACUGUUGAUGUUCUCAAAAAGAAGCGUGACGCGACCAUCACACCUAAGAAAGAACCUAGCCCCAUUAAUCGAUCUGCAGUUAACCAACGUAAACGCGAUAUGGUUGUCUUGAAUCAUAUGUUGAGUGGUGUUGCACCCCAAAAAAGACCCAGUGCCGACAAUAAUGCGGAAAAGAAAGUAUCUAGUGAUAGUGAAACAAAAACUGGACCAGCAAAGAAACGAUCUAGUGAUUUGGCCACCAUCAUGGAAAAGAUUCGCGACGAUUCUUCUAAAAAAGUAACCAGAGCAAAAGUGACCAGACCUACUAUAGAUACAAAAACUCCCAAAUCUCCAGUUAUGGCUAGAACUCCUCUGACCAGACCCCUUCCAUCAAAAAAAUAA